Molecule: messenger RNA, 864 nt
Organism: Trichoderma asperellum CBS 433.97
Lineage: Eukaryota; Fungi; Ascomycota; Sordariomycetes; Hypocreales; Hypocreaceae
Biological process (GO): regulation of plasma membrane sterol distribution; intracellular sterol transport; sterol metabolic process
Cellular component (GO): cortical endoplasmic reticulum; Golgi apparatus
Source: RefSeq, a predicted model, not a curated record
AUGCCUAUUUGUAUAGAGUGCCGAUAUCCUGUCAAAACUCUAUGGACUCAAUAUUCCGGGGCCGAUGACAAGUCGAAUGGGCAUUUAAUUCGCCUCACUGUCUGUCGAAAAUGUGGCAACUUCUGCGAUAAAUAUGUAGAGCACGACUUUGUCGUGCUCUUCAUUGACUUAGUCCUCAUCAAACCUCAGGUAUAUCGUCAUCUGCUACAUAAUACUCUGAUGCGAGAUGGCGAUCGCUUCGACCCUUCGAUCAUUCGCCUAGGAGUUUUACUGCUCCUAUUUGAUGUUUACUUGACAUGGGCGCGUAUAGAAAAACAAACCAUUCCUUCGCCGACCCCUGGGGAGAGUAAACUGGGUCCGCUCGCUGAACAGCCGAUUGUGAUUCAGUAUAUGUUCUUUCUGAUCCUUUGUGCUUUGUCGACCUUCGCUUUCCAUCUAAGCAUCCGCUUUCUCACUUCAUCUGUCUUCUCGCCGCUUAACAUGACGAAAUUAAUGCCGCGGUAUUCUCGCCCAAAUUCGGUUUCAACAGCUUUACUUGUUUCUUCCUCGACCAAAUUAUUUCCAAUUUUAAUGGUUAUCUGGGAAUACGACGUACCCGCUGCUGCCAGGUCUCUUGGCUGGGCUGUCGUGGCAAAUAACGUGGAGGCUCUUCGCAUCCUACUCGAUUGCAAAUACUAUGUUGCCUGUUUCUUAGCGAUUGCCGGCGCGUCUGUACGAUGGGCUGUGGGCCAGUUGAUAUUAAUCUCGGCUGGACUUGGUGACGUAGACUCCAUUGCUGACAGCAGUGUGGCUGCUGAUGGCAAAGCUCUUUGGGCCCUUGUAAAGUAUGCCAGGGACUGGGCCGGGCGCUUAGUCGUAGGAUAA